UCUGUCGAGCAGUGUUCGGGCAAGAAGCCACUUCAAUGUGGUGUUGUUGCAUCUUAUCAUUCUAUUCUCAGUCUGGCACGGACUCGCCUUGAUAAACGCACUGCCAUCAGAAACGUUCAAAAGGUGCUUUAUACAGUGUUUAUCAAAAAGCUUUAGCUUCUUGAGUGUUUUAUUCGCCUGCUGUUGGACGUUCUUUAAUAGACCAUGGCCCCUCCGGGAAUCAGCAGCUCCUCAGAAGAAAACCCGAACUUUCUUCACUCGAAAAACAUCGUAGUCCUAGAUGGAGGCUUCGCCACUCAACUGAGUUGCCACGUAUCCCAACCCAUCGAUGGAGACGUUCUAUGGAGCGCCCGAUUUCUGGCUUCUGAUCCCGAAGCUGUUAUUGACACUCACAUUGAUUUUUUACGCGCUGGCGCUGAUCUGAUUAUCACCAACACAUACCAAGCCAGCAUAGGCCUGUUUGUUAAACACUUGAAUCUAACAGAAGAAGAAGCAUAUGCGUUGAUUAAGAAGUCGGUGGAAUUGGCCCAUACAGCUGUUGAGCGGUAUCUGCAAGAGUUUCCUGAUGCCAAAAAGCCUCUAAUUGUCGGGUCCGUCGGACCCUAUGGAGCGUCGCUACACGACGGCUCAGAAUACACUGGAGCCUACGCAAGGAGCACGCCAGUAGAGACCAUGAAAGCCUGGCAUGUGCCUAGAAUAGACGCUCUCAUAGAAGGUGGUGUGGAUUUGCUUGCCAUCGAAACCAUCCCCUGUAGAGCCGAAGCGGAAAUGCUGGUCAAUCUACUCAAAGACAAAUAUCCCCAAACCAAAGCUUGGCUGGCAUUUAGUGUAGCGCAAGACGGCAAAUCGACUGCCUUUGGGGAGCCGUUUCAAGAAACGGCCAGAGCUUGUUAUGACCUGAACCCCGAUCAACUAGUUGCUGUUGGUGUGAAUUGCACCGCUCCAAGACUGAUCGAAUCGCUGGUAGAUGGAAUAAAUGUUGGCAGAAGCACGCCGAUUCCCAUCGUGGUCUACCCGAACAGCGGCGAAAGCUAUAACGUGGAAAUGGGAUGGAUCAACCGAGAUAAAUGUGAGCCCGUAGAGACUUACAUAGAGCGUUGGCUGGACCUGGGCGUCACCUGGAUAGGAGGAUGUUGCAGAACCUACGCUAUUGAUAUCACCAGAAUCCGCAGGGAGGUGGAAAAGUGGAAGCAAAACCACUGCUGUUAGGGGAGGAUGGGCGAGAUCUGUUGGGAGGCGAGGAAUACCGACUUUAUAGUACAAGGGGCCAUUUUGCUCCGAUAAUUUUAACGAACAACCCGUUGGACUGAAACUUGUACCUAUUUUUUGUAAUAUACUUAUGCUCGAAUAAAACCAACAUUUCACAUA
Messenger RNA from Dendroctonus ponderosae (mountain pine beetle), 1368 nucleotides. Its product is annotated as homocysteine S-methyltransferase. Gene Ontology annotation, biological process: S-methylmethionine cycle. Bases 205 to 1209 code for a protein of 334 amino acids. The record is from RefSeq and is a predicted model, not a curated record. The transcript has 6 exons. Lineage: Eukaryota; Metazoa; Arthropoda; Insecta; Coleoptera; Curculionidae. Gene Ontology annotation, molecular function: S-adenosylmethionine-homocysteine S-methyltransferase activity; zinc ion binding.